Messenger RNA from Ustilaginoidea virens, 492 nucleotides. RefSeq lists its product as uncharacterized. The transcript is spliced from 4 exons. The coding region runs from base 1 to 492 and encodes 163 amino acids. The record is from RefSeq and is a predicted model, not a curated record. Gene Ontology annotation, molecular function: large ribosomal subunit rRNA binding; structural constituent of ribosome. Gene Ontology annotation, biological process: translation. Gene Ontology annotation, cellular component: ribosome; cytosolic large ribosomal subunit. Lineage: Eukaryota; Fungi; Ascomycota; Sordariomycetes; Hypocreales; Clavicipitaceae.
AUGCCUCCCAAGUUUGACCCCAACGAGAUUAAAAUCAUCCACCUCCGAGCCACAGGUGGUGAGGUUGGUGCCUCUUCGGCACUGGCUCCUAAAAUUGGUCCUCUCGGUCUGUCCCCAAAGAAGGUCGGAGAAGAUAUCGCCAAGGCAACUGGUGACUGGAAAGGCUUGCGCGUGACUGUCAAGCUCACCAUCCAGAAUCGUCAGGCCGCUGUGUCUGUUGUCCCUACUGCUUCUUCUUUGAUUAUCAGGGCGCUGAAGGAGCCGCCCCGUGAUCGGAAGAAGGAGAAGAAUAUCAAGCACAGCAAGUCGGUCAGUCUUGAGGAGAUUAUUGAGAUCGCAAGAACCAUGCGAUACAAGUCUUUUGCCAAGGAGCUCAAGGGCACUGUGAAGGAGAUUCUUGGAACCGCUUAUAGUGUUGGGUGCCAGGUUGAUGGCAAGCCCCCAAAAGUCAUCAUUGAGGGCAUCGACAGCGGCGACAUUGACAGUACGUAA